Anopheles funestus (African malaria mosquito) is the source of this 1460-nucleotide messenger RNA. It is a transcript of the gene Snr1, whose product is annotated as SWI/SNF-related matrix-associated actin-dependent regulator of chromatin subfamily B member 1. The transcript has 2 exons. Gene Ontology annotation, cellular component: nucleus; nuclear chromosome. Lineage: Eukaryota; Metazoa; Arthropoda; Insecta; Diptera; Culicidae. Bases 210 to 1319 code for a protein of 369 amino acids. Gene Ontology annotation, molecular function: transcription coregulator activity. Gene Ontology annotation, biological process: chromatin remodeling; regulation of transcription by RNA polymerase II. The record is from RefSeq and is a predicted model, not a curated record.
AAGCUGUUUAAGUUAAUGUCUAUAUUUUUUCAUGCACAAAAGACACAGAAUAGGUAGCACAAUAAACUCUGCAGUAGAGAAGCGACAAGCCUGACAUCAUUUUGUGUGUUUGUAGCAUUUGUGUAGAACGCCCGACGAGCGGCUUACUGUUUUCCGCAAACAAACUGAGAAUAGGACCAAUUUCUGUGAAAACGAAUUGAAACUCUACCAUGGCGUUAAAGACCUACGGCGAUAAACCGAUAAGUUUUCAGGUGGAAGAAAAUGGAGAAUAUUACUGCGUCGGUUCGGAGGUUGGCAACUACUUGCGCCUCUUCAGGGGCAGUUUGUACAAGAAGUAUCCGGGCAUGUCCCGGCGCUUGCUGACCAACGAAGAGCGCAAACGGUUGCUGGAUUCCGGCAUCAGCAACCAUCUGCUGUCCAGUUCCGUUUCAUUGCUUAAAGCGACCGAAGUGCAGGAUGUUCUCGAUGGAAAUGAUGAAAAGUAUAAGGCCGUGUCCGUGCACACCUCCGAGCCUCCAGCGCCGAGAGAAAGCAAAUCGAGCAAGAAGCAACCUCCGUGGGUUCCAACAAUGCCUAACUCUAGCCACCUCGACGCUGUACCGCAGGCAACGCCAAUUAAUCGGAAUCGAGUGUACAACAAAAAGGUGCGCACUUUUCCGAUGUGCUUCGAUGACACUGAUCCGACGCUGAACGUGGAGAAUGCAUCUCAGACCGAAAUCUUGGUUCCGAUUCGACUGGAUAUGGAAAUAGAAGGUCAAAAGCUGCGAGAUACGUUCACAUGGAACCGGAACGAAUCCAUGAUCACACCGGAACAAUUUGCCGAAGUACUGUGCGAUGAUCUGGACCUCAACCCGACGCCGUUCGUUCCAGCGAUUGCGGCAGCCAUACGGCAACAGAUUGAGGCGUACCCGAACGAGCCGGUCGUGCUGGAGGAAGGUUCCGAUCAGCGUGUUUUAGUAAAGCUAAACAUUCAUGUCGGCAAUACAUCACUGGUCGAUCAAGUCGAAUGGGACAUGGCGGAGAAAGAGAACAAUCCAGAGGAGUUUGCUAUUAAGCUGUGCGCAGAACUGGGAUUGGGAGGCGAGUUUGUUACGGCCAUCUCUUACUCCAUCCGUGGCCAGCUGUCGUGGCAUCAGCGCACCUAUGCAUACAGUGAAACUCCCCUGGCCACGGUGGAAGUGCCGUUCCGUACACCGAGCGAAGCAGAUCAGUGGGCACCGUUUCUCGAGACGCUUACGGACGCGGAGAUGGAAAAGAAGAUACGUGAUCAGGAUCGAAACACACGACGCAUGCGGCGUCUGGCUAACACCUUUACCUAAGCUACCAUCGGGAGUUGUUUUCGAUCAAGCAUCUCAUCACCAUCCAUCUGGCAAAUUCUUUCCAAGAUUCUAUACAUUUUUGUGCGUAUUAACAUAAGUAUAACUAUCAAUCAAUAAAAGGAUCACAUCGAUUCGAACGAA